Molecule: messenger RNA, 2486 nt
Organism: Magnolia sinica
Lineage: Eukaryota; Viridiplantae; Streptophyta; Magnoliopsida; Magnoliales; Magnoliaceae
Product: transcription factor TGAL1
Exons: 11
Coding region: 727-2175 (482 amino acids)
Biological process (GO): DNA-templated transcription; regulation of DNA-templated transcription
Molecular function (GO): DNA-binding transcription factor activity; sequence-specific DNA binding
Source: RefSeq, a predicted model, not a curated record
UUCAAAGAAACAAAAGGUUGCUCUGUUGAAAAUCUCUAGAAAUCGAGUCAAACAGAGCUGUUUUUCUUGCAGCAGAGCUUUUAGAGAAGAAAAGAGUAGAAAAAGAGAGGGAGAGAGAAAAAGAGCAGAAAAGAGCUCAAAGAAGUUCUGAGAAAAUUAGGGAUUUUGGUGUCUGGGUUGGUCAAGAUUUCGGAAGAAAAUUGCCUGAAAAAGAUCGGAAUAGAGGAGUUGAGGAGCUGUUGGAAGAUUUUGGAGAUUUUGGGUGCUUCGAUUUUGGGAUUUUGAUACCUGGGUUGAUCGAAAUUUGGAUAAAAAUCGUCGAAAGCGAGCUGGUAGAGGCGGCGAUUUGAGGAGAUUUUGGCGGAUUCUUGAGAUUUUGGGUCUUUGAGUACUUUGAUUUUGGGAUUUUGGUAUGUGGGUUUAUUGACUUUUCUGGAGAAAUUACUCGAAAAUGAGCCAAAAUGGAAGCUUUUAGAGGUUAGGGCUUUUGGGUACAUGGAUCUUGUUGUAAUGCGGUGAUUUGGGUUGAAAAGAUUGCUGUUUUGGAUUUGGAUUUUUGGGAAUUAGGUUUUCUGAUAUCUGGGUUUGUCUUGGAUUUGUAGGGAUUAGGGUUUUAGGUUUUAUUAAGAUAAUUUUGGGAUCUUGGUUUUUUUUUUUUUUUUUUUUUGUUCUUCCUUUUUUAGAAGAUUGGGGUGGUGGUGGUUGUGAUGAUAGUGAUAAUGAUGGAUGGGUAGUAAGAAGGAAGGGACAGGCGUGAUGCCGAGCUUCGCUCCUCCUUCAUUGGCAACGCAGUCACUAGGUAAAGAAGGGAGCCACAUCCAUUCUACUCAUGUUUCUGAAUUUGGCGUGCUUGAGCAAUCUAUUGUAUUUCGUUUAAAGGAUGCUGUUGACCACCCUGGAAGAAGUAUGUAUUCAAAGCCUUCCUCUUUGCUUGCUGGAGUAGAUGCUGAUUUCUUCUCUUCUCUAUCUGUUUCAUGCAUUGAAGAUCCUGUGUUCAACUCAAAGUCGAGUGGCCAGGCUGUUGCUUCUGAUUCUCUCCAAUUCGUCCAUUUUAAUAAGCAGGCGGUUGCUUCCGCUGAUAUAACUCCAAGAGUCGGAUCACAGAGGUUACCUCAAGAGAAGGGACAACAACCUAACACUGUUUCUAGCAAUCAUUUUGAUAAGUGGGGAGAGUCUACAAUGGCAGAUACCAGCCCUAGGACUGACGAUACUUCAACAGAUGUGGAUACAGACGAGAAGAAUCAAAGGUUUGAAGCAGGUCAGUCUAACUUUAUAGCAGCAUCUGAUUCCAAUGAUAGAUCAAAGACAGGAGAUCAGAAGACACUUCGUAGGCUUGCUCAAAAUCGUGAAGCUGCAAGAAAAAGCCGAUUGAGGAAGAAAGCAUAUGUCCAACAACUGGAAAGUAGCCGCCUGAAGCUAAACCAACUCGAGCAGGAGCUCCAACGAGCCCGCCAGCAGGGCAUCUUCAUUUCAAGCUCAGGAGAUCAAUCCCAUUCGAUGAGUGGAAAUGGUGCCUUGGCAUUUGACAUAGAAUACUCACGGUGGCUGGAAGAGCAUAACCGUCAGGUCAAUGAGCUGAGGGUGGCUGUGAACUCCCAUGCAGGUGAUGGUGAGCUCCAGUCUAUUGUUGACAGUGUUAUAGCUCACUAUGACGACAUUUUUAGGCUCAAGGGUGUUGCUGCUAAAGCCGAUGUCUUCCACAUACUUUCGGGCAUGUGGAAGACUCCCGCAGAGAGGUGCUUCAUGUGGCUGGGCGGAUUCCGUUCGUCUGAACUCCUCAAGCUUCUCGUGAGUCAUCUGGAGCCUCUUACCGAGCAGCAGUUGAUGGGCAUCUGCAAUCUGCAACAGUCCUCUCAACAGGCGGAGGAUGCUCUAUCUCAAGGUAUGGAGGCAUUACAACAGUCUCUGGCAGAAACACUGGCUGGAUCUCUUGGACCCUCUGGAUCAUCUGGGAAUGUGGCGAAUUACAUGGGUCAGAUGGCAAUGGCCAUGGGAAAGCUUGGUACCCUUGAGGGGUUCCUCCGCCAGGCCGACAAUCUGCGGCAACAAACCCUGCAACAGAUGCACCGGAUAUUAACGACCCGUCAAUCGGCACGGGCCCUUCUUGCCAUAAACGACUAUUUCUCCCGGCUCCGGGCUCUCAGCUCUCUGUGGCUGGCCCGACCACGGGAGUGAAGCAGCUGUGGAUACGAUUUGAAUUCUUCUGGAUGAUCACGGAUCUGGCUAGGUGGUGGGCCGCGAGCAGAUGUCGAUGUACAUCUUGUAGUUUACAAGAAGUUUCAACAUGGGUUGUAUCUUUUACUGUCGUUGAGACACUUGCCUCAUCUUGUCCAUGUAUCAUAAUGCCGUGGUCCACCGGGAUUGUUGUAUGUUUAUUACAUGCAAGGCUCUAGGAACAAUAGUGGCAAUAAAUCCAUAUCGGUUGUUUAAUAUCAUUGGGAAUGUAUUCAUUAUGCUAUGGGAAGAAAAUGAAACAGCUUGAAAAU